AUGUCCACCCCCGACGCCUCGCCCACGGACGACGACGCCGACGCCGUCGCGACGUGCGACGCCGCGCGCGGUCUCCCUCGACACCGCGCCCGCGCGCUCGCCGAUCGUCUCUACUUUCUCGGAUUCUUCGCCCUCCCGUGGCUGUGGGUGUUGAACGCGUGGACGUUCGCCCCGCACGUGGACCCGCGCUCGGCGACGUCCGUGGACCCGCACGUCGCCAAGCGCGCGCGGGCCUCGCGCGCGCUCGCCGUGGGCGCGUCGGUGGUGAUCGCGACGUGGGCGCUGACGUUUUACCUCGGCGGCGCGUCGCUCUUCGGCGUUCGAGCGUUCGAGCGUUUGGCGGUGACGACGGCGCGGUGGUGA
Molecule: messenger RNA, 363 nt
Organism: Ostreococcus tauri
Lineage: Eukaryota; Viridiplantae; Chlorophyta; Mamiellophyceae; Mamiellales; Bathycoccaceae
Product: Gamma-secretase aspartyl protease complex,presenilin enhancer-2 subunit
Exons: 1
Coding region: 1-363 (120 amino acids)
Cellular component (GO): gamma-secretase complex
Source: RefSeq, a predicted model, not a curated record